GCGCGUCUGUGGAUUUUUUUUUCCGCUAAAGGAAAAAAUGGCGCCCAGCUCGAAAUCGGAAAAAGAAGACAACGGAAACAAACAAAAACAGCAACGAAAACACAAAGACCACGUUGUCAAGCUCCUCGCUCGCGGGAAGAUCUCAGGUCAGCUGUCUCAGAGACUGUUUCGUAAGCUGCCACCUCGAGUGUGUGUUCCCUUAAAGACUAUAGUGAGCGAGGAGUUUCUCCGGGCUGGUCACAUCUUCUUGGGAUUUACAAAGUGCGGGCGUUACGUGUUGUCCUACACGAGCGACUGUGGUGAGGACGACGAUUUCUCUUUCUACACCUACCAUCUGUACUGGUGGGAGUUCAACCUGCACAGUCGCCUUAAACAGGUGCACCAUGUGCGCUUGUUUGCGGGUGAGGACAUAUACAGUGAGUUAUACCUGACCGUCUGUGAGUGGCACAAUGAUCACUCAAAAAUUGUCAUCUUCGGCUUCAAUACUCGCAGCAGCACGGCUCUGUUGAACAUGAUGAUGAGUGAUGAAAAUAACAGAGACAUUUACAUCACUAUUGCCUCCAUGCCUCCUGCACAACGGUGCCAACAGUGCUGCCCUGUACCCACUACAUCCACAAUACGCACAGGAGGCGAGUGUCUGGAGCACGGCUACGUCCUGAACGCUCGUUAUCAGGUGGUUUAUCCGUUCCCCACCUUUCAGCCAGCUCUGCAACUGAAGAAGGAUCAGGUCAUCCUCCUCAACACCAGCUACUCACUGGUGGCCUGUGCCAUCUCGCUCUGCUCUGGUGGAGAGCAGCAGCAGCAGGGAGAUGGACAGAAUAAUCAAAUCCUGUACCGAAAACGAGAGACUUCCGCUUCCUCCUCUCAACAUCCUCCCAGCCCCUCCACCACCAGCUCCUCUUCAUCUUCUUCUACUUCCUCCUCUCAUGGGUCACCUGACCGCAGACCAACCAAUCUCCACAUGACGCCGCUCUCUCCCGGCCGCUCUCAGGCCGCCGUACGAGCGCGCGAGUUCGCCGCUGACCUCUUCCGCCGAGCUCAAGCAGGCGCGGAUGCAGACAGCGAGCGGCGAAGGAAGGACAGCGAGGCCCAAGAGGCAAAAACCUCACACACGUCCAACACAGACUCAGAACAAAAAAAGGCAGAAGAAAGAAGGGAGGACGCAGAGGGACCAUCUACUCCACACGGGAAAGGAAGCACCUCCUCAACCACUGAGCCGGAGGACAGCGUAUCUUGUAACACGGUCAUGUCCCCGGUGUCCACGUCCUCUUUGUGCUCGCUAUCGCCGCACGCCGCACCGUCGUCGUCCAUGUCAGAGCCGGGAUACGUGAACUACACGCGGCUCAGGUACAGGCUACAGCAGCCUGGGAGGACAGAGCAGGACAGCGGAGAAGAAGAGGACAAAGUUCAGCUGCCGUUCACCGUCUCAGACCUGAAGGGACGGAACCUGCAGCUGGUGACAGGACAGUACACGGGACCGUGUGUGUGUGUGGAGCAGCUGACCCUGGACUUUGAGUAUCUGAUUAACGAGGUGAUCAGAAACGAUGCAGAGUGGGCCUCCCAGUUCUGCUCCUUCAGCGACUAUGACGUUGUAAUCCUUGAGGUUUGCCCGGAGACAAAUAUAGUAGUGAUAAACAUUGGACUUCUGCUGCUGGCCUUCUCCAACUGUGAGGAGGAGCACAGCAGCAGGCCUAAGUCGUAUCACUCCAGCCUGCAGGUCAGCUGGGAUCUAAACACGGGUGCCUGCUGUACCGUUGGUGUCGGUGACCUCACGGAGGUCAAAGGUCAAACCAGUGGGAGUGUGUGGAGCUCUUACAGGAAGUCGUGUGUAAACACAGUCAUGAGGUGGCUUGUCCCUGAGAGCAGCUCACGCUACAUCAACCGCAUGACCAAUGAAGCCCUGCACAAAGGUACCUCCCUUCAAGUACUUGCUGACAGCGACAGAGCCACGUGGAUCGUCCUGUAAUGAAGAAACCAUCUCUCACACACACACACACACACACACACACACACACACUCACACACACUCUCACACACACACACACACACACUCACACACACUCACACACACACACAGAUGGAAAGAUGUUUCUUUUUUUUCUUCUUCAGUCCACACACGAUAUUCCGAUGUGGCGCGAAAGCCUCGACUGUGAGUCCAGUGUUAAUCCAUACAAGCUGCUGCUGCACUAAAACUUUUCAGACUCUGCCGAAACGAACAAAGCAUCUCGAAUGCACAAGUCUUUUAUACGUCUUUUUUUUUUUUACGUUGUUCUUUAUGUGAUCGAUCCUUCGGUGUGCAUAUUUCAACUAAUUUAACUUCUUACUUAGCGUCGGUGUCGAUCAGGGACGAGUUUAUCUCACGGACCCGCUGCCCUCUGUGUUUUAACCCAGAGCGGUGUCUGUGUGUCAACGGCUCAAAUCUCGGGUUUACAUCAUUCAGUCUUUUUGUAAAGUUGUUUUCCCAUCUCUCUCUCUCUCUCUCUCUCUCUCUUUCUCUCUCUUUCUCUUGUGUCUCUCUCUGUGUCUCUCGCUGUAUGUGUGUCUUUCUCUCUGUGUGUCAUUCUCUCUCUCUGUGUGUCAUUCUCUCUCUCUUCUCUCUCUCUGUUUCUCGCUCACACACACGUACACACUCUCUCUCUCUCUUCUCUCUCUCUGUUUCUCACACACUCUCUCUUUUCUCUCUCUCUCUCUCACACACACAGAGUUGUUCUCAGAUUCAGUUAUUUAUAUAUUAACACACUUUGACCUUCAGUCUACACCAGUAGUUUGUCGUAAGAUGAAUUCCAGAUCUGCACGUUUUCUCAUUAUUCCUCUGCCGGGGUGAUCAUCCACCUCUUAGUAGACUAGUUUAUUCAUUUCAUCAGAGCAGAUAAAACACUAAAAGAUUCUAAAACGAAGGACCGCUGUUCUGAACAUCUUUACUGAUCCGUUUCGAUCUCCGAGGUAAGUAAACAUGUUCGGGGCAGACAGUCAGGGCAUCGCAGGGUCGCUCUGAGAAGUUUCUCACCAUGAACUCCUGUAGAUGCUACUCUGUGUGUGUGUGUGUGUGUGUGUGUGUCAAACGGCAUUUUCUCAAAAUAUUACAACUUUUGUUCAUUUUAAAUGUGCAGGAAUCCCACAAAUUACAUCACAUCCAUCUAUGCUGUUUGUUUGUUUUUGUUUGUUUUUAAAGUAGUGGUCAUGAUGCACCUCUACAGAAUAUGAACAAUACUUGAUAUUGUCUUUACUUGAUUAUUUUUUAAUAAAAACUAAUAAUUCGAAA
Molecule: messenger RNA, 3262 nt
Organism: Tachysurus fulvidraco (yellow catfish)
Lineage: Eukaryota; Metazoa; Chordata; Actinopteri; Siluriformes; Bagridae
Gene: dcaf15
Product: DDB1 and CUL4 associated factor 15
Exons: 13
Coding region: 38-1966 (642 amino acids)
Biological process (GO): protein ubiquitination
Cellular component (GO): Cul4-RING E3 ubiquitin ligase complex
Source: RefSeq, a predicted model, not a curated record